Messenger RNA from Medioppia subpectinata, 296 nucleotides. The record is from the annotation of a GenBank genome assembly. Lineage: Eukaryota; Metazoa; Arthropoda; Arachnida; Sarcoptiformes; Oppiidae.
CUCGAAGAGUCUGGUAUUGCUUUGCGCGGACUAUUCAUAAUUGAUCCCAAAGGCAUUGUCCGACAGAUCACUAUUAAUGACUUACCCGUCGGACGCUCUGUUGAUGAAACCCUGAGACUCAUAAACGCGUUUCAAUUUUAUGAGAAACACGGAGAAGUAUGUCCGGCCAAUUGGAAACCAGAGGCGCCUACUAUUAAUCCCAAGAAAGCAAGUGAUUAUUUUGAACGCAAUAAUUAAAUUCUCAUAUUCUUCUGGACUUCUUAUGUCUAAACUUUGAAAUUGUUUACAAAUCUCAC